Messenger RNA from Coregonus clupeaformis (lake whitefish), 11357 nucleotides. Its product is annotated as neurofibromin-like. NCBI's taxonomy places the organism in Eukaryota, Metazoa, Chordata, Actinopteri, Salmoniformes, Salmonidae. Gene Ontology annotation, biological process: regulation of GTPase activity. The record is from RefSeq and is a predicted model, not a curated record. The transcript has 57 exons. Bases 172 to 8586 code for a protein of 2804 amino acids.
GUGGUGUGUCAUGGCGGCAUGGUAAAGCUUGCUCAAAGGGAAAAAUAACCAACCCGUACUGUCUUCUUCAGACAGUGGUUUUGGGACUUAUUUCGGGUUUAACAUCGCCACGAACGUCCACAUUCGUAUUGGAAUUGCAAGCAGUCAUUCGCGGUUUCCAUCCGCUCGGACAUGGCGGCACAUAAACCAGUGGAAUGGGUUCAGGCCGUGAUAAAUAGAUUCGACGAGCAGCUUCCCGUUAAAACGGGACAUCAGAACAACCACACCAGAGUCAGCACAGAGCACAACAAGGAAUGUCUUAUCAACAUCUCUAAGUACAAGUUCUCCCUCGUCAUCAGUGGCCUCACGAACAUACUAAAAAAUGUGAACAACAUGCGUAUAUUUGGGGAAUCAGCUGAGAAGAACCUCUACCUCUCCCAGCUGAUUAUCCUGGACACACUGGAGAAGUGCCUGGUGUCGCAAUCGAAGGACUGCCUGCGUCUGGACGAGACCAUGCUGGUGAAGCAGCUGCUGCCAGAGAUCUGUCACUUCAUCCACACGUACCGCGAUGGCCACCAGCACGCUGCAGAGCUCCGUGCCUCCGCCUCAGGGGUCCUCUUCUCCCUCAGCUGCAACAACUUCAACGCCGUCUUCAGCCGCAUCUCCACCAGGUUGCAGGAGCUGACAGUCUGCUCAGAAGACACUGUGGAUGUCCAUGAUAUAGAGCUCAUGCAGUACAUCAACGUGGACUGCUCCAAACUUAAAAGACUGCUUCAAGAAACUGUAUUAAAAUUCAAAGCCCUGAAGAAACCUGCCCAACUUGCUGUCAUUAAUAGUUUGGAAAAGGCCUUCUGGAACUGGGUGGAGAACUACCCUGAUGAGUUUACCAUGCUCUACCAGAGACCACAGACAGACAUGGCAGAUGCUGCGGAGAGGCUGUUUGACCUGGUGGACAGCUUUGCUGAGAGUGCCAAGAGGAAGGCAGCGGUGUGGCCUCUACAGAUCAUCCUCCUCAUCCUCUGUCCCGAGAUCACACACAUCAUCUCCAGAGAGGUGGUGGAGGAGAGCAAGGCCAACAAGAAGCUAUUCCUGGAGAGCUUGAGGAAGGCCCUAGCAGUCCAGGGGAGUAGCAAGCCACUAACAGAGAGUGCAGCUAUCGCCUGUGUCAAACUGUGCAAGGCCUCCACCUACAUCAACUGGGAGGACCACUCAGGCAUCUUCCUCCUGGUGCAGUCCAUCGUGGUGGACCUCAAGGCCCUGCUCUUCAACCCCAACAAGCUCUUCUCUCGCGGGGCAGGCAGCCAGAACGCAGACGUGGACCUCAUGAUCGACUGCUUCGUCUCCUGUUUCCGUAUCAACCCUCACAACAACCACCACUUUAAGGUCUGUUUGGCCUCCUCCUCCCCCUCUACCUUUCACUUUGUCCUGGUCAACUCCCUGCACAGGAUCAUCACCAAUUCUGAUCUGGACUGGUGGCCUAAGAUUGAUGCAGUGUACUGCUACUCUGGAGAGCUGCGACUAAUGUUCUCAGACACUCUGAGCCGAGUGAUGCAAGGCCUUCACACACACGCCCCGCUACGCAUGACGCCGAGUCUGUCAUUUAAAGAGAAGAUGACCACCAGCCUUAAGUUCAAAGAGAAAACCACAGAUCUGGACACACGCAGCUACAAGUGCCUCCUCCUCGCCCUGGUCAAACUCAUCCACGCCGACCCCAAACUCAUGCUGCACAACCCGGGGAAGCAGGCUCAGGAGAUCCAGAGCAGCACAGCAGAGCUGAUCGCAGGCCUGGUGCAGCUGGUGCCCUUGGUCAACACAGCCCAGCUCUCCCAGGAGGCCAUGGAGGCGUUGCUGGUGCUGCACCUGCCUGAGACCAUUGAGCUGUGGAACCCUGAGGCCCCCAUUGAAACCUUCUGGGACAUCAGCUCCCAGGUUCUCUUCCUGAUCUGUAAGAAGCUGAUUGGUCACCAGAUGGUGAACAGUACAGAGGUGUUGAAGUGGCUGAGGGAGAUCCUUAUCUGCAGGAACAAGUUCCUCCUCAAGAACAAGGAGGGUGUCACCCAGGGCAGUGGUAUCCCCAUCUGCAGACAGGCCCAGACCAAACUGGAGGUGUGUCUAUACAUGUUCCUGUGGAGCCCUGACGCCGAGGCCGUGCUGGUGGCCAUGUCCUGCUUCAGACACCUGUGUGAGGAGGCUGACAUCCGCUCUUCCGCUGACGAGGUGCCUGUCCAGACCAUCCUGCCCAACUACGCCACCUUCACAGAGUUCGCCUCUGUCAGCAACAUGAUGGCCACCGGACGCUCCACCCUGCAGAAGAGAGUGAUGGCCUUGUUGAGAAGGAUAGAGCACCCCACUACAGGAAACACUGAGGCAUGGGAGGACACGCAUGCAAAAUGGGAGCAGGACACCAAACAGAUUCUAAACUUCCCCAAAAACAAGGUGGAGGAUGGUCAGGAGUGGAUCAACAUGACAGGCUUCCUGUGUGCUCUGGGCGGGGUGUGUCUGUCUCAGCGCAGCAAGCCCUGCGGCCCUGCCACCUACAGCCCCCCCAUGGGCCCCAUGAGUGAACGCAAGUACUCCAUGGUCUCUGUGGGCUCCUGUGAGGUCUCCAACGCUGCAGCUGGAGCCUCAGCCACCUGCUCCUCCUCCUCUGAGACCCCCCUGGGCAGGUUCCUGGACCGCCUGCUGGCCCUGCUGGUGUGUGGUCAUGAGAGGGUGGGUCUGCACGUCCGCACCAACGUCAAGGAGCUGCUGGGCCUGGAGCUCAGCCCGGUCCUCUACCACAUGCUCUUCAACAAGCUCAGGAACAGCAUUGGACGCUUCUUCGACACACAGGGGCCGGUCCCCAUCAAUGACACUAACACCCAGUUUGUGGAGCAGACCAUCGCCAUCAUGAAGAACCUACUGGACAACCAUGCUGAGGGCAGCUCAGAGCACCUGGGACAGGCCAGCAUAGAGACCAUGAUGCUCAACCUGGUCAGGUACGUGCGUAUCCUAGGCAACACGUUGCAUGCCAUCCAGAUGAAGACCAAGCUGUGCCAGCUGGUGGAGGUGAUGAUGGAGAGACGAGACGACCUGUCCUUCUGCCAGGAGAUGAAGUUCAGGAACAAGAUGGUGGAGUACCUGACAGACUGGGUGAUGGGCACCUCCAACCAGGCUGCUGAUGACGAUAUCAAGUGUCUGACCAGAGACCUGGACCAGGCCAGUAUGGAGGCGGUGGUGUCUCUGUUAGCUGGCCUGCCUCUACAGCCAGAGGAGGGAGACGGGGUGGAACUGAUGGAGGCCAAGUCACAGCUCUUCCUCAAGUACUUUACCCUGUUCAUGAACCUGCUGAAUGACUGCAGUGAGGUGGAGGAUGAUGGCCAACCGGUGGUUGGGAGGAAGAGGGGCAUGUCUCGACGCUUGGCCUCCCUCAGACACUGUACUGUCCUGGCCAUGUCCAACCUCCUCAACGCCAACGUGGACAGCGGACUCAUGCACUCUAUCGGUCUGGGCUACCAUAAGGACCUGCAGACGCGGGCCACCUUCAUGGAGGUUCUGACUAAGAUCCUUCAGCAGGGGACAGAGUUUGACACGCUGGCAGAGACAGUGCUGGCUGACCGCUUCGAGAGGCUGGUGGAGCUGGUCACCAUGAUGGGAGACCAGGGAGAGCUGCCCAUCGCCAUGGCACUGGCCAAUGUGGUGCCAGGAUCCCAAUGGGAUGAGCUGGCCCGUGUGUUGGUGACGCUGUUCGACUCUCGCCACCUGCUGUAUCAGCUGCUGUGGAACAUGUUCUCCAAAGAGGUGGAGCUGGCUGACUCCAUGCAGACUCUGUUCAGAGGCAACAGCCUGGCCAGUAAAAUCAUGACCUUCUGUUUCAAGGUGUACGGGGCGGCGUACCUACAGAAGCUACUGCAGCCUCUACUUAAAGGGGUCGUCACCACCCCAGAGUGGCACAACAUCAGCUUUGAGGUGGACCCAACCAGACUAGAACAGUCGGAGAACCUUGAGGAGAACCAGCGGAACCUUCUCCAGAUCACAGACCGGUUCUUCCUGGCCAUUAUCAACUCCUCCAGCGAGUUCCCUCCACAGCUACGCAGUGUGUGUCACUGUCUCUACCAGGCUACUUGCCACUCUCUACUGACUAAAGCCACAGUUAAAGACAGAAAGGAAAACAAAAAAGCAGUGGUGAGCCAGCGUUUCCCCCAGAACAGUAUAGGGGCGGUGGGCAGUGCCAUGUUCCUGCGCUUCAUCAACCCUGCCAUCGUGUCGCCCUACGAGGCAGGCAUCCUGGAUGAGAAGCCCCCACCCAGGAUAGAGAGAGGCCUGAAGCUGAUGUCCAAGAUCCUCCAGAGCAUUGCCAACCACGUGUUGUUUACCAAAGAGGAGCACAUGAGGCCUUUUAACGACUUUGUGAAAAGCAACUUUGAUGCAGCCAGGCGGUUCUUCUUGGACAUAGCGUCUGACUCUCCUCCCAGUGACUCAGUCAACCACAGCCUGUCCUUCAUCAGUGAUGGCAAUGUUCUGGCCCUCCACAGGCUGCUUUGGAACAACCAGGAGAGGAUUGGACAGUACCUCUCCAGCAACAGGGACCACAAGGCAGUGGGCAGGCGGCCAUUUGACAAGAUGGCCACCCUCCUGGCCUAUCUAGGGCCCCCCGAGCACAAACCUGUGGCCGACACCCACUGGUCCAGCCUCAACCUCACCAGCUCCAAGUUUGAAGAGUUUAUGACCAGGCACCAGGUCCAUGAGAAAGAUGAGUUCAAAGCCCUGAAGACCCUCAACAUCUUCUACCAGGCUGGCACCUCCAAGAAUGGCAACCCUCUCUUCUACUACAUUGCUCGCAGGUUUAAGACAGGCCAGAUCAACGGAGACCUUCUAAUCUACCAUGUGCUGCUGACCCUGAAGCCUUACUACGCCAAGCCCUACGAGAUCGUAGUGGACCUGACCCACGUGGGGCCCAGCAACCGCUUCAAGACAGACUUCUUGUCCAAGUGGUUUGUGGUGUUCCCGGGCUUCGCCUACGAGAACGUGGUGGCGGUCUACGUGUACAACUGCAACACGUGGGUGAGGGAGUACACCAAGUACCACGAGAGGUUGCUGACAGGCCUGAAGGGCAGCAAGCGGGUGCAGUUCAUCGACUCGCCGGCGCGGUUGGCGGAGCACGUAGAGGCAGAGCAGCAGAAGCUCCCGGCGGCCACGCUAGCCCUGGAGGAGGACCUCAAGGUGUUCCACAACGCCCUCAAAGUGGCCCACAAGGACACCAAGGUCUCCAUCAAGGUGGGCUCCACGGCCGUCCAGGUGACGUCAGCAGAGCGUACCCGUGUCCUGGGUCAGUCGGUGUUCCUCAACGAUGUGUACUAUGCCUCUGAGAUCGAGGAGAUCUGCCUGGUGGACGAGAGCCAGUUCACCCUGACCAUGGCCAACCAGGGCACGCCCCUCACCUUCAUGCACCAGGAGUGUGACGCCAUCGUCCAGUCCAUCAUCCACAUCAGGACGCGCUGGGAGCUGUCGCAGCCAGACUCCAUCCCCCAGCACACCAAGAUCAGGCCCAAAGACGUGCCGGGCACCCUGCUGAACCUCGCCCUGCUCAACCUGGGCAGCUCCGACCCCAGCCUCAGGUCUGCUGCCUACAACCUGCUGUGUGCCUUAACCUGCACCUUCAACCUGAAGAUCGAGGGCCAGCUGCUGGAGACCUCAGGCCUCUGUAUCCCUGCCAAUAACACCCUCUUCAUAGUCUCUAUCAGCAAGACGCUGGCCGCCAAUGAACCACACCUCACCCUGGAGUUCCUGGAGGAGUGCAUCUCCGGCUUCAGCAAGUCUAGUAUUGAGCUGAAGCACCUGUGUCUAGAAUACAUGACCCCCUGGCUGCUCAACCUGGUGAGGUUCUGUAAGCACAAUGACGAUGCCAAGCGCCAGCGCGUCAGCGCCAUCUUGGAUAAGCUCAUCACCAUGACCAUCAACGAGAAGCAGAUGUACCCCUCUAUACAGGCAAAGAUCUGGGGCAGCCUCGGCCAGAUAACGGACCUGCUGGACGUGGUGUUGGACAGCUUCAUCAAGACCAGCGCUACAGGAGGCCUGGGCUCCAUCAAGGCUGAGGUCAUGGCUGACACGGCUGUGGCUCUGGCCUCAGGGAACGUCAAACUGGUCUCCAGCAAGGUGAUUGGCCGGAUGUGUAAGAUCAUCGACAAGACGUGCCUGUCUCCCACGCCCACCCUGGAGCAGCACCUGAUGUGGGAUGACAUCGCCAUCCUGGCCCGCUACAUGCUGAUGCUGUCCUUCAACAACUCUCUGGACGUAGCGGCUCACCUGCCGUACCUGUUCCACGUGGUCACUCUGCUGGUGGCCACUGGCCCCCUGUCCCUACGGGCCUCCACACACGGCCUGGUCAUCAACAUAAUCCACUCUCUCUGCACCUGCUCGCAGCUCAACUUCAGAGAGGAGACCAAGCAGGUCCUGAGGCUGAGCCUGACAGAGUUCUCCCUGCCUAAGUUCUACCUGCUGUUCGGCAUCAGUAAGGUCAAGUCUGCUGCGGUCAUCGCCUUCCGCUCCAGCUACCGCGACCGCUCCUUCUCUCCCGGCUCCUACGAGAGGGAGACCUUCGCCCUCUCCUCCCUGGAGACCGUCACUGAGGCCCUGCUGGAGAUCAUGGAGGCAUGCAUGAGGGACAUCCCAGCGUGCAAAUGGCUGGACCAGUGGACCGAGCUGGCUCAGAAGUUUGCGUUCCAGUACAACCCGUCCCUGCAGCCCAGAGCCCUGGUGGUGUUUGGCUGCAUCAGUAAGAGGGUGACCCACGGCCAGAUCAAACAGAUCAUCAGGAUUCUUAGCAAGGCCAGCCCCCUGCUCAGCAUUGACCGGGGGCUGGAGUGCUGCUUAAAGGGACCUGAUAACUACAACAGCCAGGUGCUGAUUGAGGCCACAGUCAUCGCUCUGACUAAGCUGCAGCCCCUUCUCAACAAGGACUCCCCCAUGCACACGGCAGUGUUCUGGGUGGCUGUAGCUGUGCUGCAGCUGGAUGAAGUCAACCUGUACUCUGCUGGGACGGCCCUGCUAGAGCAGAACCUACACACUCUGGACAGCCUGCGAGUCUUCAACGACAAGAGUCCAGAGGAGGUGUUUAUGGAGAUCAGGCGUCCUCUGGAGUGGCAUUGUAAACAGAUGGACCACUUUGUGGGCCUCAACUUCAGCUCCAACUUCAACUUCGCACUGGUGGGACACCUGCUCAAAGGCUACAGACACCCGUCCCCCACCACGGUGGCUCGGACGGUGCGUAUCCUCCACACGCUGCUGGCCCUGGUGGGAAAACACCUCAACUGUGAUAAGUUUGAGGUCAACACCCAAAGCGUGGCCUACCUGGCAGCCCUGCUCACCGUGUCAGAGGAGGUGCGUAGUCGCUGCAGUCUAAAACACAGGAAGUCUCUGCUGCUGUCUGAGAUGGCCAUGGAGAACGUUCCCAUGGAUACCUACUCUCUGCACCACACUGACCCCAGCUGCAGGACACUGAGAGAGUGCCAGCUGUGGGCAUCCCCAAAGGUGUCAGAGCGCUAUCUGAAUGCCUACUACCCCACGGUGGGGCAGAUCAGCCCCCGUACACGCAAGUCCAUGAGCCUGGACAUGGGCCAGGCCUCCCAUGCCAACACCAAGAAGCUGCUGGGCACCAGGAAGAGUUUUGAUCACCUGAUAUCUGACUCCAAAGCACCAAAGAGACCAGAGAUGGAAUCUGGCGUCACCACCCCGCCUAAGGUGAGGUGCGUGGUGGAGAACGACUAUGAGAUAGACAGCCAAAGAAUGGGCCACUCCCACCUCCGCAAGGUGUCUGUGACAGAGUCCAACGUUCUAUUGGACGAGGAGGUGCUGACCGACCCCAAAGUCCAGGCCCUGCUGCUCACUGUCCUGGCCACCCAGGUCAAGUACACCACAGACGACUUUGACCAGAGGAUCCUGUACGAGUAUCUAGCUGAAGCUAGCGUCGUCUUCCCAAAGGUCUUUCCCGUCGUCCACAACCUUCUGGACUCUAAGAUCAACACGCUGCUGUCUAUGUGCCAGGAUACCAACCUGCUGAACCCAGUGCAUGGCAUUGUUCAAAGUGUGGUCUACCAUGAAGAGUCUCCUCCACAAUACCAACCCUCCUAUCUACAGAGCUUCGGCUUCAACGGACUUUGGAGGUUUGCCGGACCCUUCUCAAAGCAAACUCAGAUCCCAGACUACGCUGAGCUGAUUGUGAAGUUCCUGGAGGCCUUGAUUGACCGCUACCUGCCUGGUACAGAGGAGGAGAGGAGCGAGGAGCAGCUCCGUACCCCCACCUCCCCCUACCCCCCUGUCACCCAGAGCCAGCUCAGCAUCACCGCUAACCUCAACCUCUCCAACUCCAUGACCUCCCUGGCCACCUCGCAGCACUCCCCAGCCUCUCUGCCUUUCUCUAAGUCAGCUGUUUUUGCGCCACACCUCCUCCUCCCAGUGGAGCCUGGAGAUGUUGAGUUCAUUCAGGGCGUGGAUAAGGAGAAUGUGCAGCUCUCCCCCAGCGCGGCGCUCUCCACCAGUGGACGGAUCCGCCAUGGCUCUGCUAGUCAGGUGCAGAAACAGCGCAGCGCGGGCAGCUUCAAAAGGCCUAGCAUCAAGAAGAUAGUAUGAGACAAAGAGAUAGAAAGAGAUGGAGAGAACAAUAGCUAUCCAAAGGCCCCUCCUUGCCCACCGUGCCACACACCUUGCUGCACUCCUCUUUUUACCCUUCAUUUUGUUCUGUGAUGGAUGGUCAAGUCAACCUGAGGAUCAGGGUUGUAUUGGAGAAGUAGCUGCGUUUGUCUCUGUGUUCCUUUGGUUGUCAGGCAUCUGGAGUAUUGCAACAUGAGAGAUGACUUCGGAUGGAUGAAGUUGUUAUUUCCAUUCAGAAAUGUGGUCCAGGAUUUUUUAAAUGUAUUUUUGGCCAUUAAAAGGACUGAAACUGUCAAGGUGACUGAAAUAAGAUGAACGAAAUAAGCCAUUCAGUAAUCAUCUUGAUUUUGUUUUGCUCUUUGUCUGUUGAAUUCUCAAAGAAUCCAGAUAUCAGUUACAUAUAUAACGUAUUCAGUGUAAGAACUGGACAACAUGAUGUUUGGUGACUGCUGCAUAGGUGACAUAGGAAGAUGACUGGGCGAAUCAAUGUGGUCCACCCGGCAUAGAUGUUGGACCAUUAUGACAUCGUGCCCAGGAGGGAAAGAACGGAGGGAUUUUGAACCUGUAUAAUGAAGGACAGGCUCUUGCCUCAGCUUCAACCCCACAGUCUACUCCAAACCAACCCUACUACCGCCUUCACACCGCAUCCUCACAGCAAGGCUGCAACAGCCAGUCGCCACUUCCAUCUAUGCCGGGUGAACCAAAUGGCCAAACAACAGAUGGAUAGUCAUGUUGUUAGCAAAACCUUCAAACCACAGUCUUAAAACCUGGAUUUGGAUGCACAUUGUCAUUUUGAUUCUUCCCAGUUGUGUACAUAUUUAUGUAUAUAGAUGUAUAGAAAGGAUAUAUAACUAUUCCUAAUAAUAAUAAUAAUAAUUGGGUUGUUGUUUUAUCCAUGGUGUGCCUUCGUCAGGGUUUUCCGAUGUGUAUAAUUGUGUCAAAUAAAGUGAAGCCUUGCUUGGGAAAAUAACAGUUACUAAUUAUAUAGAGACUUAUGUUCACUCUACGUGAAUGCUCUUUAGAGCUGCAUUGUUAACUGUAUGUCAUGAUCGUCAAGUAUACAAUCACCAAUAAUACCCUGCUGCCUGAAAGUAUUUAACCUGUACAGAUAGACAGUCUUUACUAAAUAUUGAAGCUAUUCUUUUUUAAACAUUUGCCAUGCAUGAAUAUGAAUUUCAAGACACUAGAUAGAACUGCGCAAACUUGUAAAUAUUGAAAGCCUUUAUUUUAUUGAUUUUUAUAAUUGUUUCUCUAUAUUGCAUUUGGAUUGGUUUACAGUUCCAACCGUGACUAGGAAAAUUAAGUAAUAUGCCCCAAAAAUGCCAAAACCCAUCAGUAAUAGCAACUACGUGGAUACUUAAAUUGACAUGAUAUAGAUCCAAAUAUUGCUAUUGAUCACACCUGUCUAAGAUGAUGUGUGAUACUGAAUUGAUCAUAUUGAAGUUCUGGUUUAAUAAGAUGUCAAUACAUUCUCCUGAUUUCCUGUUCACACACAGAGGUGUCUCUUUCUCUAGUUGAAUGAAGUCUACCUAUGAAUGACGUCCUAUGUCCAAAUGAAAGGUGAGGGAAAUGAGGGCGGCCAUGACUUUGUUGUAUGAAGGAGUCAUUCACUCCCUUCCCCUUGCUCUUGAUCCUAACCUUUCCAUUUGUGCAUAUCAGUAAGGUUAGAAGCUAUAUGCUGGAAGCCCCACCAUUACACUGUUAUACCAUCAAGAUUCCUGACCCUUGGGAUCUGCAGACAUGGAAGGGUUGGGGAGGGGGAGGGAACGGCUGUUACUUAACAGUCAUUGGGACAUGACCUCAAUCCCAGACGCCCUUGCAGCAGAUCCAGGGGCACUGCACCAAAGACUAGCUUGCACUAUGGGAAAGGUUAAUGAUGAUAUCCAUUCAUUCAAAACAUGUUUUUAGAAAUGAUGCUUUUAAUGAUUACUUUUGUGUGUGUGUGAGAGAGAGAAUGUUGUUUUCCUUGGAGGAUCUUUAGUAUUUGGUUUUCCACUCCACUACAUGUUGUGUUUAAAUGUCAUUGUGACAAAUUAAUGUCCCAACAUGGCACUCUGCAGCUUCCACAGCAUCAUCCUCUCACAGGAAAGGGCCCAAUCCUAAUUUGAGAUUAGUGCACGCAAAUCUCCCAUAAAUAUCAAUGCAAGGUGCUUUAGACGAAAGUGCCAGUUGGCUUUCUUCUAGGUUGUUUUACCUCUAAUACCUGAGUCCCUGUAUACCACUCCAGAAAGGCACUUAACCCUAAUUGCUUCUGUAAGUCGCUCUGGAUAAGAGCGUCUGCUAAAUGACUAAAAUGUAAAUGUAUACCUGAGUCCCUGUGUACCACUGCAGAAAAGAUUGGACACAGUUAAAUGUAUGUGUGCAUCGUUCUAAUUUAAGUUAUUGAUCCAUACAUUUGGCAAAAUUUGUUUCCAGCCUUUUCUGUGGAAUAGCAUUAGUUGUACUUGUGUUGGUAUUUUUUGAUAUAUCAAAUUUCCCCUGAAUAUAUUUAUGAAGGAAGCAAGUGUAGUUUACUAUCAUGGAAACCGUUUCAAUUGAAUAAAGGAGUGAAUGAGGAAAGGAAAGGAAGAGACAGGUCUUCAAGUGUUAUUGACUAUAUUUGUAAAGGGAAAACUGAAAUAUAUAUCAGAACUUAACAAGGGUACCAAACGCUAUUUACACAAUUAGAUAUCAAGGAAACCAAAUAUAUAUAUAUAUAUAUAUAGAUAGAUACAUACAUACAUACAUACAGUGGGGGGGAAAGUAUUUAG